This is a messenger RNA of Aspergillus bombycis, 699 nucleotides long. RefSeq lists its product as uncharacterized. The record is from RefSeq and is a predicted model, not a curated record. Bases 1 to 699 code for a protein of 232 amino acids. Lineage: Eukaryota; Fungi; Ascomycota; Eurotiomycetes; Eurotiales; Aspergillaceae. The transcript is spliced from 3 exons.
AUGUACCGUGCUUGGAUUAUCAUCACUUUAAUCCUCUCCGUUUUGGUUGCGACCCAGCCCACAGGCGAGGGCUCCACCGCAGGCGAGGGGGGCAUCAGAGGUGGCCUACGUCGUGUUGGGUCAAAAAUAACGGGAUCUCUCAAACACGCAAAACGGGAGCUCUAUGUGUGUUCCAAAGUCGAGGCAACCGUCCUAAAGCAGUGGGACCGCAGUAGAUGGCACCUUGUGGCACAGUGUCCGCCCCGAGAUGUCGGUAAACUCACCAAACAAAGACCCCAGACAGGCGGCGAAUCUCCGCAGGAAAACCCACCCCGACGUGGUAGUAACCCCAAUCAAAACCCGGGCAUUGGUGUUUCAAGGCUUCCCCUAGACAAAUGUCUCGGUUGGAAUGAGCAAAAUGGAGAAUUUACUUGGACAGCUAAUGGGAAUGGUAUCGAGAAGGGCCAUUGCUCAGAAUGCAAGGUAGAGGGGGGGCAACCUGUGGCAGAAGAGGAAUCGGGGAAAGGAAAGACAGCAGACAAGGGGAAGACCCCAGAAAGAGGGAUGUCAUUCACACUCACAUGUAAAUGUGACAAGAAGGCAGGAGAAACAGGCAAAGCUGAUGCGAGAUUCGAGUUGGUUCCAAAGGUGAAAGUCGGGGGCAAUGGUGCGAUCAGCUGUCAUGGAUACAAGGACAGACUCCAUCCCGAAAUUGAUUAA